GGUCAGGAUGUUGGUCGGAGCUGCAUCCUGGUCACUAUUGGUGGCAAAAAUAUCAUGUUGGACUGUGGAAUGCACAUGGGGUAUAACGAUGAACGGCGAUUUCCUGAUUUCGAAUACAUAACUGAAGGAAACUUAACUGAACACUUGGACUGUGUCAUUAUAAGUCACUUCCAUUUGGAUCACUGUGGUGCUUUGCCCUACAUGACUGAGAUGGUCGGUUACAAUGGACCUAUUUACAUGACACAGCCAACGAAAGCCUUGUGUCCAGUCUUGCUGGAAGACAUGAGGAAAGUUGCAGUUGAAAGAAAAAGAGAAACAAAUUUCUUUACGGCCAGCAUGAUUAAAGACUGUAUGAGAAAGGUCAUCACAGUUACGCUGCAUGAGAUCGUACAGGUUAACAAGGAUUUAGAAAUAAAAGCAUAUUAUGCUGGGCAUGUUCUUGGUGCGGCAAUGUUCCACAUCCGUGUUGGGUCACAAAGUUUAGUGUAUACUGGGGACUAUAACAUGACACCUGAUCGGCAUCUUGGAGCUGCCUGGAUAGAUAAAUGUCGACCAGACCUCCUUAUCACAGAAUCCACAUAUGCUACAGCAAUUUGAGACUCAAAACGUUGCAGAGAGCGUGAUUUCUUGAAGAAGGUUCACGAUUGUAUUGACGGAGGAGGCAAAGUUCUUAUACCUGUGUUUGCUCUUGGGCGAGUUCAAGAGUUGUGCAUACUGUUAGACACAUACUGGGACAGAAUGAACUUAAAAGUUCCCAUUUAUUUCACAAUGGGUUUAGCUGAAACGGCAAACAAAUACUACCGCAUGUUCAUAACAUGGACGAACCAGAAGAUACGACGAACUUUUGUACAUCGCAAUAUGUUUGACUUCAAGCAUAUCAAACCUUUUGACAAGUCAUACAUGGAUAACCCUGGUCCCAUGGUCUUUUUCGCCACUCCUGGAAUGUUACACGCUGGACUGUCGUUGGCAAUGUUUAAAAAGUGGGCUCCAAAUUCAAAUAAUAUGGUUAUAAUGCCUGGGUAUUGUGUUCAGGGUACAGUUGGCCACAAAAUCUUAAACGGAGCCAAGAAGGUGGAGUUUGAAAACAGACAGACUGUCGAAGUUAAUCUAGCUGUUGAAUAUAUGUCAUUCAGUGCACACGCAGAUGCAAAGGGCAUCAUGCAGCUGAUUCGACAUAGCGAGCCAAAAAAUGUUAUGCUAGUUCAUGGAGAAAAUGCUAAAAUGGAUUUUCUGAAGCAGAAGAUCAUGCAGGAAUUCAACAUCAAUUGUUACAAGCCAGCCAAUGGAGAAACAAAUUACAUCCCAGUAUCAAGCAAUCUUGAAGUUGAUGUCUCAUUGUCACUCCUCAAACAGACAGUGUCUCCCUCUAGUGCUGGUAGUGUAGCAGUAGCUGUUCCAUCUAAUACAACUACAGAAGAGUCAGAAGCCAAGAGAAAAAAGAUUCUCCAUGGUGUUCUAAUAAUGAAAAAUAAUACCGUCAAGAUUGUCAGUGUUAACGAGGCCUGGGGUGAAUUAGGAGUGACCCCUCAUCAGCUAAGAUUCACCGAGAGGAUUGAAAUUGAUGAUCACGGCCCAGUUCCUGCUCUCACGUCCACACUCCAUUCUCUACUGUCCCAGAAGUUAGGUGCAUCUCAAGUGCAGGCAGUAAAUGAAUACCAGCUGUCAGUAGCAGACACUGUGUGCAUUAAUGUGCAAGAUGAUGAACCAACCAAAACCGUUUUCAUUUCUUGGACACAUCAGGUGAGUAAUUACUUGUUCAUGUUAAUAGCAUUGAAGUAUCAGCUAACACUGUUAGGAACCUGCAUCAGUAUGCUUUCAUUUGGCUUUAGAGGAUAUCUUGGGAGAGGCUAUUAAGGGCACACUUUAUGA
Macrobrachium nipponense is the source of this 1869-nucleotide messenger RNA. It is a transcript of the gene IntS11, whose product is annotated as integrator complex subunit 11-like. Gene Ontology annotation, molecular function: RNA endonuclease activity. The record is from RefSeq and is a predicted model, not a curated record. Gene Ontology annotation, cellular component: nucleus. Gene Ontology annotation, biological process: snRNA processing. Lineage: Eukaryota; Metazoa; Arthropoda; Malacostraca; Decapoda; Palaemonidae.